Silurus meridionalis is the source of this 1305-nucleotide messenger RNA. RefSeq names its product gap junction protein alpha 13.2 (gene gja13.1). Gene Ontology annotation, biological process: cell communication. The record is from RefSeq and is a predicted model, not a curated record. The coding region runs from base 182 to 1048 and encodes 288 amino acids. Gene Ontology annotation, cellular component: connexin complex. Lineage: Eukaryota; Metazoa; Chordata; Actinopteri; Siluriformes; Siluridae. The transcript has 2 exons.
AUGAGUUGGGCUGAUCUGAAGUCUACGUGACUGACUUAAAAAAUAUCUAUCUAUAUAUUACACAACAAUUACUAACCACUGCAAGAAAAAACUCAAGGAUCAACCACAGUGAGCGAUUAUUUGCUCACGAAUUGUUAUCCCUUAGUAUCAUCUGAGAAGACAAUUCUGAUCAGCAAAGGAAAUGGGAGAUUGGGGAUUUCUCUCCGUGUUACUGGACAAGGUGCAGUCGCAUUCGACAGUUAUCGGAAAGAUCUGGAUGAGUGUCCUGUUUAUAUUCAGGAUCCUUGUUCUGGGAGCAGGAGCUGAGAGCGUAUGGGGAGAUGAACAGUCCAAUCUUGUGUGUAAUACGUUACAACCUGGUUGUGAAAACGUCUGCUAUGACUGGAAGUUCCCCAUGUCUCACAUUCGCUUCUGGGUCAUGCAGAUCAUCUUCGUGUCCACGCCAACGUUACUGUACCUGGGCCACGCCAUCCACGUGAUCCACCGCGAAAACAAACUGCGAGAGAAAAUCAAACAGCAGCACAGCAAGGGAAUGCUAAAAUCACCCAAAUAUACAGAUGAGCAAGGUCAUGUGAAGAUCAAGGGCAACUUGCUGGGAAGCUACUUCACCCAGCUGUUCUUCAAGAUCAUCUUCGAGCUUGCGUUCAUCGUCGGACAGUACUACCUGUACGGCUUCGUCAUGAUCCCCCAGUUCGCCUGCUCGAAAUAUCCGUGUCCUCACACGGUCGAGUGCUUUAUGUCGCAUCCGACUGAGAAGACCAUCUUCAUCAUCUUCAUGUUAGUGAUGUCGUGCGUGUCCCUGCUGCUCACUGUGAUCGAGGUGUUUUACCUGCUGUGCAGUCGAGUGGGAUGUCGCUCGGGGAAGAGGCGCACGAGGAACAACACUUCGGCUGAAAAUCCUGCCAGCUUGUCUCCAUCCUGGCAGCCUAAACUGGGAGCUGAAGAUCCUCUAAAGCAAAACAAGCUGAACAUGGAGUUUGAGAGUCACACUAGGAGCAGGAGUGGGGCCAAAGAGGACAAACAGCUGUUAGAGGACCAUUCGAUUUAGUAGAUCGUUUCAAAAACUUUAUAUACAUUUUCUGGUCAUUUCAACAAUACACUGUUCUGCAUAAAUCAUUCUGUUAUUUUGUUUUUAUUUUGUUUUUAUUGUUUAAAUAAUGUUUUCUUUUCCUACAAGCUAGAAAUAUCGUUUUUGGUCCUUGAUAAAACAAAUACCUUCUUGUUGUUCAAUAUUUAAGUUUUAUUCAAUAUGAAUGCUACAUUUUUUUUCUAUUUUAUCUACAAUAAAAUAUUUUCAUUGAAACA